This is a messenger RNA of Acanthochromis polyacanthus (spiny chromis), 1118 nucleotides long. RefSeq names its product phospholipid hydroperoxide glutathione peroxidase-like. The record is from RefSeq and is a predicted model, not a curated record. Gene Ontology annotation, biological process: response to oxidative stress. Lineage: Eukaryota; Metazoa; Chordata; Actinopteri; Pomacentridae. Gene Ontology annotation, molecular function: glutathione peroxidase activity. The transcript has 7 exons.
GAUGCAGGUGCGGCUGCGCAAGUGUCUCUCAGUGGGAGGGGCGAACAGACCACGUGAUCAUCGUGGCCGCCAUGGGGCUGCUGAGACCAGCAGUGUUGUUAGGUCUUGUGGGCAGCAGAGGCGUAAUACGAAGCAUGUGUGCUCAGGUGGGAGACUGGCAAAGUGCCAAGUCCAUCUAUGAAUUCUCUGCCAAGGACAUCGAUGGGAAUGAGGUGUCUCUUGAGAAAUACAGAGGUUAUGUGUGUGUCAUUGUAAAUGUAGCAUCUAAAUGAGGAAAGACCAGAGUAAACUACACUCAGCUAGCGGGAAUGCACGCCACCUAUGCUGAGAAGGGUUUACGCAUCCUGGGCUUCCCAUGCAACCAGUUUGGAGGACAGGAGCCAGGUACAGAAGCAGAGAUAAAAGAGUUUGCCAAAGGUUUCAAUGCAGAGUUCGAUCUCUUCAGUAAGAUAGAGGUGAAUGGAGACAAUGCUCACCCUCUGUGGAAGUGGAUGAAGGCGCAGCCCAAAGGCAAAGGAACCCUGGGAAACAACAUCAAAUGGAACUUCACAAAGUUUCUUAUCAAUAGAGAGGGACAGGUGGUGAAGAGAUACGGCCCAACGGAUGAUCCCAGUGUGGUGGAGAAGGACCUGCAUACAUACCUGUAAUACUACUGUCUCCCAUGUCUUCGUUUGAAUCCUGACCUCUCUUAUGGACUUCAGGGUGUGUGUGUGUGUGUGCCUGGACCAGUGACGGCCCGUCUGUAAACCCAACAGUGGGAAGGGCAGGGCCUGAUGAUCUUGGCGUGCAACUUAUCUCCAGAGCCCACUCACACCAAACCCUGUACGACCACAUGAGAGGACGUUCACUCGUUAUCUAACGUAGAGACACUUGACGUCAUGCUUCACUCUGAACAGCCAUUCCUUUUUCUUAUACAAAUAUCAUGUCAUCCUUUCUGAAUGUUGAGCUUGCUCACGUGUCAGUCAGCUUUACGCAGAAACAUAGAAUGCCAUAAUUUUCACUGAUUUCUGUAAACUACUGAUAGCAUUGUUUGUGCUUAACUUGCCAAAAGGCCUAUUAUUGUAUCUGACACUGACGACUUGUGUGAUGAAACUGGAAAAUAAAUGCUGUUGUGGACA